Molecule: messenger RNA, 1864 nt
Organism: Linum trigynum
Lineage: Eukaryota; Viridiplantae; Streptophyta; Magnoliopsida; Malpighiales; Linaceae
Source: the annotation of a GenBank genome assembly
CUGAGUGGACAGGGGGGCAAGCUCGAUCAAACCCGACAUGGAGUUGCCACACCAAUGCUGGCUGUGAACAAGUCUGCCAUGAAUGGUGGACAUGUGGGCAAGACCAAUUCGCACACACAUGUUGGUGGAGCUCGCAAACCUCGGUGUGCACCCUCUCAACGUCAGGAGAGUGUGCAGUCGACAAAAAAUAACCAUUGUGGGCAAGUGAUGCCACAUGGUCGAUUUGGCCAGACAAAGGUGCAAAAAACAUGAAUAUCCUGUCUAGAGCGUGGCCCUAGUGGUUGGCGUCAUCGGAAUCGUGGGCAACAACUUGGUAGAGAUCCUCUUGCUCGCCGACACUCCCGGUGGGCCAUGGAAGGUCUACGAUGUAGCUCGUCGUCCUCGCCCCAAUUGGAACUCCGAGCACCCAAUCGAGUACAUCAAAUGCGAUCGCCGACGCCUCCGACGUCGAUUCGAAGCUCUCCCCACUCCCCGACGUCAUCCACGUCUUCUACGUCACGUGGGCCAACCGCCCCACCGAGUCAGAGAAUCAAUGGCAAGAUGUUGAGGAACCUCCUCGCCGUUGUCGUUCCCAACGUGCCAAAUCUCCAGCAUAUUUGCCUUCAGAUCGACCCAAGCUUCCACGUUCGUCAUCAAGCAAUGCAUAAUGAUCGAAUCCCUCCGGCGUCAAUCUUUGCCCUGACGGUGGUCGGAUGAUAUUCUCCGUCAUGUUCUACGAGAAGCUUCUGGUCCUAAUUCUCAGAAGAGUAAGGGGAACGAGCGCGGGAUAAAAAUAGAUUAAAUUUAUAAUUUUUAUUUUAUGGUAAAAAUGAGUUGGACAUUAAAUAGAUUAAAUUUUAUUUAUUAUUUCUUAAUUGUCAUGUCAUUAAGUUAACAGUCAACUUUGAGAGUUGACUGCCAUACCAGCCAAAGUUAACGGAGUUGGACGAAGAGUAACCAAACGUGAACGGUUUUAGUAAACUGAAGUACCAUCAAUGAAUUUAAAUAUUUUGAGUGACUAAACUUGGCGCAUAUGGAAGGCUCGGAAUUGGGUGGUUUUUGAGUCCACGUUGUUCACCCCGGCCGUGUUACUCUCUCAGCUCAGGCGACAAGUGGCAGAAUGGGAGGCGGUGCCUUUGAGUAGUGGGGUAGCGUCAUCCCUGCCUCUGGGGAUGGGUUGAGGGGAAGUCAGGGGGGGUGCAUGAUCGGGAGGGGGCGAUGUGGGUGUUCACAGAUGGGGCUGUUCGUUCUGGCUCUCAUGGUGCAAGUGGCUGGGUUCUGGAGGACUCCUCGGGGACGCUGCUUGGGGCAGAUGCAUCAGUGUAUCCGGACGUGCAAGAUCCUUUCUUAGUGGAGCUCCUAGCCUUGAGGGACGGCAUUCGGUGGGCGCUUGAUAGGGGGGGGGGGUGCAGGACGUCCUGUUUGCAGGUGAUGCCAAGGUGGUCCUUGACAAGGUGAAGGAGGGAUCGUGUUUGGAUGCUCGUGGUGGGGUAAUUUUGGAGGAGAUCAAGAUUUUGAGGCAAUGUUUCCUCAAGUCUAGCGUUUGUUUUGUUGGACGUGCGCGUAAUAGGGUGGCCCAUAUGGUGGCCAGAAAAGCCCUUUCUUUGUUCCCUAGUCUGAUAGGGUUUGAUUUUCGUUCUUGGCUUUGGUCAGCUAUUUGACAUUAGUAUAUCUUGAUUAUCUCGUUCAAUACAAAGUAUCUUUUGAAAAAAAAAAAAAACAUGCAAUUAACCCUAAAUAUGCCCAUCAUCGUUCACAAACAUCAAUCUACAAUAUUCUAGCCUGUAAAAGGUCAGAACCGGCCCAUAAGGAAGUACAGAAUCUGGAACAAAGGUGUCCAGAACAAGCCCAUAAUGUUAAAUGUAAACAAAGCGGAUUCUGAAAU